ACCAGUAAUAGCCAAUGAUCAAAUGACCUUGUCACUUCGAUACCGUACACAAAUUGGAGACGGCCGGAGAUGUAGGAUUUCAUAUAAUUUAACAAAAUGCAAAGAUAAAGGAAGAAGCUGACUUUCAAAAGAUAUCCUGGACUUCAAUAGUCAAUCCUCAGUGGAUCUGCUACACAUUUUGUUCUGAUUUUGGGGAGAAACAACCGUAAAAAUGUGGGCCUCCAAUGGGAGCUUUGUCGACAGAGAUGGAGAACAGGUGUACCCAAACAAGUUUGGAGGACCACAGCCCUUGCCUUCCAUUCCAUCCUCCCAGACACCCCAACCCAGCUUUGACAAUGCCCUGGUACCGGUGGGUGGGCGUCGCUCCCAGCUCUCCCAGCUCUCGCAGAUACCCAAUGGAGGACAGCUUGCCAUCGGAGACUAUCAGACUGGGAGACUGCAACAGAUGGAGAAUAGACUGGGGGUUGCAGAACAGUCGAACAGAGCCCUCCUGGAGGAGGUGGUCAGAUUACAAGGGGAACUAAAGCAAUCCCACAGGGCUUCAGAGGAGACGUUACAGGCCGAAAGACAAGCGAGACAACAGCUCACAGAAAACAUUCGGGCAUCCAACGAUCUGAUUGGCCAGCUCGGAGCUAGAUUAAAACGAGCGGAGGAACGAGUAUCGGAUGAAAGAACAGCGGUCGGUGCACUGGUAAACCAUACUAAGCAGGUCGAGCAAGCUGUACUGGGUAGUCAACAAGAGAUACUUGCGAAGAGGGAUCAACAAAUGACAAAGUAUGCUGAACUGAAGAAUGAAUUAGACGAAGCCAAUCGGAUGAGAGAGCAAUUAGAACGGGUGACUACAUCGUUAGUGGAUGAUGUUAGGCAGGUGAAGAGUAGAACGGAUGCUUCCCAGGUGGAGAUCAGUAGUCUGGUUCAUGACGUCAAGGAAAGAACGAAAAGAUUAGAAGAAGACAACAGGACAUUGAGGAUGGAUCAUCAAAGAAAACACAAUGAAAAUCAACAUCAUACCAAUCAAACCACAGCUGUAUUACGAUCUCAACUUGAUGCUCGGUUGGGUGAAGUACGGGAUGUUCUGAUGGAUUUGAGGAACAGAAUAACAACGGAAGAGACUGAAAGGAGACAACAAGAACAGAAUCAUGUGAUCAAAAUGAAUGAUUUACAAGCCCAGCUACAUGAAGUGAGCAGAAAAAGAGACGAAUCGAUGCACGCCUUGGAUGUGGUACAAAGAGAAAGAGAACACGCAGCAGACAACGAAAGGUUAAAGAUGCACGGCAAGAUAGCCGAGAUCGCAGAAGAAGUCAGUAAAAAGAUCUUAUCUAAAGAGAUACGACUCCGAGAGGAGGCACAACAGAAGUUCUCCAAUAUUGAAAAGUACCUUCAUGCAGAGCAAGCAGCCCGUAUAGCCCAUGAACAGGCAAUGAGAGAGGAGAACGAGAAGAGAUGGGCCGCUCUACAAAAACUCACUGAGGAAGAGGUGCUUCACGUCCGGGAAGGGCAGAAGCUUGAUAGGCAUAAGAACAUUGGUGGUAUGAAUAAGGUCAGUGAUACCAUGGAGAAGAUGGAGAGACAAGCAGCGGAAACAAGAAAACAACUGGAACAAGUCAUGAAGGCUGAAAUCAAAACAAGACAAAGCCAAGACAAGCAGAUCGAGGGUAAGAUCGAGGAUGUGCAAGAGAAGCUUGGCGUUGCUAUAUCAACCCUUCAGCAAGCCAUCGGAGGUAUCAAUGAGCAAGUAUCAUCUUCAUCUAAUGUGAGUCAAGAUAAGAUGUCGGCCGCCCUGGAGGAAGCCAAAUCCAGCCAGUUGAGAGCUGUGACUGAUCUAGAUGCGAGGUUAAGCACGUUACAGUCCAAGAUGGCCACACAAGAAGAGACUUUGGAAGACAGGAUUCUCGCUGCUGUUGAAGAAGCACUAGGUGAUCAGAGCCAAAAGGCAGCCAACCAGAUAAUAGAGGACCAUACUGAAAACCUGGAGAAGAUCAACGAUUGGCAGGACACUGCUGAUAAGAAGCUCAUCCAGGUGAAAGAGCGUAUGGAUGAACUCGGACCGGAGAUCAGGGAGAUGAACCGAACCAAUGAGACAUUGCAAGAAGAUAUGAAGGGACUUGUAGAUACAGAGGCCAAGGACAGAAUCCGAGAUGUCCAGAUGGUGCGCCAGGAGUUCACCACCAAGUACAGUCAGUUGCAGCAGCAGAUCGAGGCCGCCGCUCAGAAGGCUGCCCAGGGCGGUGGGGCACCCGCUGCCGCACCUAUCCCAAUCUCACAGAAAGAGAAGCUAGCCGCUGGCAAGGGAGGCAAGGUUGAUCCUGCUGCCUUGGAGAAGGUGGAAUUCCUGGAGGAAGAGCUUAAUAAGCAAAGGAGAAAAGUGGAAGAGGUCAAAGAGUCCAUGGCUAAAGUUGAGAGUAGUGUCCAGACAGUCAGGGUACAUCUGACAAGAAAGGUGGAUUCAGAGACGAAAUCGAACAAGGAUCGUUUGGACAAAAUGGACACUCGUCUGGCAGCGUUGGAAGGCAAGUCUGGCUUACCAGCCGGAGGUGGCACCUCGGCUGCACCCACAGCUGCGGCUAGCGCUGCUCCUGGCAGUGUGGCCCCAGAGGCUGGAGAUGGGGCACGGAGUGGACAGGGCGGCGGUGAGCAGAGUGGCGACGGUCCUGGUAAGGCUUCAGGGGCCAAAUCCCGACGACGUAGUCUACCACCCGGUGAACGUCGAUCAAGGGCACAGGGUUCUAAAUCGGGCGCAAAGUCCGGUGACGAAGGGGCGGACGAUGGCGGUCAACGGGAUGGUAGCAUCGAUAGAAGCCAGGAGAGAAGCGAAGCAGCACCGAGCCAGGCUACGGGUAGGUCUGGACCAUCUCGUGGUCGAGGUCGUGGACGAGGGCGUGGACGCGGCGGUAGCAAGGCAUCGUCACGCGCAGGUAAGACACCACGCGAUGAAGGAGACAAUGACAAUGCAAGUCGUGCCGGUGGUAGUCAAGCCCAAGGGGGUCGAGUUAGUCAGCAGCUGAGUGACCAUCCAUCCCUUCAGUCAGAGGCUCUAACCAUUGCUAAGACUCAGGAUGGCAACUAGAUCAUCUCCAUCUUACCUUUGCCUAUGGAUAUAUAUCAAGAUAAGGUGAUGAAAAUGAGAAAAGAAAUUGUAACAGUUAGAUACCAUUGAGCAUUUGCAUAUGUAAUGACUACUUGGCUCACAAAGAUAGGUCUAUUUUCCAAUUUCAAAUAUAUUUCAUUUCUUAGCCGUGAGAAACGACAUGGAUAAACAUCUGGAUAAGGUGAUGAAAAUGAGAAAAAGAAACUGUAUCAGGUGAAUUACAUUUGAGCAUUAGCAUAUAUGACUACUUGAUUCACAAAGAUUGGUCUAAUUUUCAAUCUCCCAUAUGUUUUCAUUUCCUAAUCUUGAGAAAUUACAUGGAGAUACAUCUAUAUAAGGUGACGAAAAUGAGAGAAGAAAUUGUAUCAGUUAAAUAACAUUGAGCAUUAGCAUAUGUAAUGACUACUUGAUUAAUAAAGAUUGGUCUUAUUUCCAAUUGCACAUAUAUUUUCAUUUCUUAAUCUUGAGAAAUUACAUGGAGAUACAUCUAUAUAAGGUGACGAAAAAUAACAUGAAAAAAUUGUAUCAGUUAAAUUACUUUGAGCAUUAGCAGAUGAAAUGACUACUUGAUUAAUACAAAAAAAGGUCUAUAUUCAACUUCAUAUGUAUUUUAUUUCUUAACCUUGAGAAACUACAUUUUUCACGUGUUUUUUUGGUCGCGCAUGGUAUUCACUUGUCAAUGUAUGUGCCCCCCCCCCCCGGAGUAUAAAGAGCCAAAUACAAUUAAUAUCUAAGUAGUGGUUGUCAAAAUGUUAAAAUGAAUUGAAUUUUAUUUGCCAAAUAUAAUUGUUCUAUACAUGUAAUGAUGAAGAUAACACCAUGGCUAUUGAUAGUAAUUAUUUCUUCACUGUCUGACUAUGAGCGAUCUUAUUGGAUAUUUUGAAAACAAAAAAAUUCCAUCAGUAAACUAAUAUUAGCUUUGCUUUUUACAUAAUAUAUCUAAAGUUGUAAAUAAAUAAUGAAUGUGUGAUCAAAAUUCUAUAUAGAGGCAAUAGUGUUGGAAUGAAAUGUAAAAAUGGAUUAUAUACAAAUAUACAAUGUACCAGGCUUUAAGUAAGUAUAGCGGGAAUUAUUCAUCUGAGGUUGCACUGGCAUGACUAUUUUUCCCAAGGGGCGAAGCCCCGAGGGAGGAAAAAUAGUGUUUUUGCCAGUACAACCGAGGAUUAAUAAUUCCCUCUAUACUUGCGAAAUAAAGGCCUGGUAUAUUUGUUUUAUAUCCUACUUUAAUUAAUUAUAGAAAUAGAUCUUGAUAAUCUAGUUCUUGUACUCUUAGAUCAUCCUUUUUUUAAUCUGAAUCAAACCAGCUGCGCUGACUGACCUACUUUUCCUGAAGCGCUUAUCUGCGUGCUCAGUGCGCGGAACGCGUAUUAGUGCUUGCGCCAUCAUGAUCUGUGACGUCAAUGAUGGAAUAGUCGACUAUUCCAUCAUUGACGUCACGGAAUAGCACUUUUUCUUUGGUGGGCAUUUCAUUUUCGACAUCAUCGCAAAAUAGUGAGAAUAUGUUUGAUCACAUGAUGCUAUUUAAACCAAUCAGCAUACAGGAUUUGAUUUAUGUAGGAUAUAAUUCCCUCUAUACUUUCGAAAUAAAGCCCUGGUAUAUUUAUUUUAUAUCCUACUUUAAUAACUUAGAGAAAUAGAUCUUGAUAAUCUAGUUCUUGUACUCAUAGUUCAUUCCUUUUUUAAUCUGAACCAAAUAUAGAUAGCCCACUGCACUGACUGACCUACAUGUACUUCUAUUGAAGCCAUGCACCCAGCGUGAUGAUUGCGUAUUAGUGUUUGCGCCGUCAUGAUCUGUGACGUCAAUGAUGGAAUCGUGCACUAUUCCAUCAUUGACGUCACGGAAUAAUAAAUUUUCUUCAGUGGGUGUUUCAUUUUCAACAUCAUCUCAUAAUAGUGAGAAUAUGUUAGGCCACAUCAUGCUAUUAAAACCAAUCAGUAAACAUUCAGGAUUUAAUUUAUGUGGGAUAUAAAUAGUUUUAUGUACAUCUUAAAGUAAUAGAUUUCUUCCACUUUCAUUUUACUAUAUCUGUGUGUUUAUUUCUCUUUUGAUCCUUAGAUUGUUCUUGAUAUUAGUUAUGUAUCUGAAAGCCUUGAAAUGCUGGUUUCCAAAAAAGAGCAAAGAUAGCAUGUGGUUUGUAUUUGUUCCUUGUAUAACUAAUAAUUCAAACAGUAUUUUUUUUUUCUUAAAUAGAAAAGUGAUUUCUUGAAUGAUACCGAGGCUAAAGUCAAAUACUGUCUAAUGUAUCAGUGUCAGUUUAGAAACUUAAAGGUCAAGUCCACCCUAGAAAAAUGUUGAUUUUAAAAAAUAGAGAAAAAUCAAUCUAGCAUAACACUGA
Molecule: messenger RNA, 5424 nt
Organism: Lytechinus variegatus (green sea urchin)
Lineage: Eukaryota; Metazoa; Echinodermata; Echinoidea; Temnopleuroida; Toxopneustidae
Product: golgin subfamily A member 6-like protein 22
Exons: 20
Coding region: 212-3067 (951 amino acids)
Source: RefSeq, a predicted model, not a curated record